AUGACCCUAGCGAACGCAGAGGUGGACGCGUUUAACGCUGCCUUGGGAGAGCUUAGAGCCAUCACAGACAGGGACGAGGCAGAGGCGGUGCUCCGGGGUCUGGCAGCCCAGCUACGCGCAUAUGAGCGCCGGGCACAAAUAACGUCUUCUCUGAGCGCUUAUGACAGGCGCGUCACAAAUAUCCAGCUGACUAAGCUGGCUUACAAUUUGGCUGCAGCGAGGCAGCUCAAGGUCCCCCGCAAGGCUUUCGCCUUUUCUAGCAGGAAAUAUAUCAAGAAGGACAGCGCGGUAGAAACCCCGAGCGCUCCCGUGAUUCAGUACAUCGAUGAAAACGUUACCUGCGACAUUGUUGACGCUAGCUUUCGACUCGAGCCGGACAAAGAAGGCACGGACUAUACUCUGCGCAAGUGCGUCAACGCGCGAAUAGUCCUCCCAACCCAAUUAUCUACAUUGUACGUCGAUGAUUGUGAUGGCUGCAUGAUCUUUUGCAGCAGCGUGUCUGGAGCAUUACACAUGGAGCGCUGUCGCGGGCUGGUGGUCAUCGCUUCCUGCCAUCAGCUGCGGAUCCACCACACAGCGUCCUCGACGUUUGUCGUGGCUGUCGGAAGUUCCCCUAUCAUUGAGCACAGCCUUGAUCUGCAGUUUGCGCCGCUCACACGUGCCACCAUUGAGGCACACACGGCCCUCCUCGGCAAGUUAGAUCCUGAGUUCAACAAGCGUUUACUGCAGUCGGGUUUGGACCCAGUGCUAGACGAGACCCAGUGCUUCACCGUUCGCGACUUUUCAUGGCUAAAGGCGGGGGACAACCCGCACUAUAAAGUGCGCCGGGACGUAGCCUCCCUAGAACCAGAAAACUUGUUUGGAAACACGGUCACCGCCCUGGUUGAACAGUAA
Molecule: messenger RNA, 894 nt
Organism: Giardia duodenalis
Lineage: Eukaryota; Fornicata; Diplomonadida; Hexamitidae
Product: Tubulin specific chaperone D
Exons: 1
Coding region: 1-894 (297 amino acids)
Biological process (GO): tubulin complex assembly; post-chaperonin tubulin folding pathway
Cellular component (GO): cytoplasm
Source: RefSeq, a predicted model, not a curated record